AUGGGGGAUGAAGAGGAGGAAGAAGGAGUUUAUGGAUUGGUUAGUGAGGAAGAAGUAAAAACUUUCCUAGAGGAGAUGGAAAAACUUUGCCAGGAGAAAGAGAUUACCGAGGAACAACAAGUUGAAUUAGAAAAUAAACUAAAAGAAGUAAUAAGAAAUAAACCUUUUAAUUUUGCCGAGUAUAAGAGGAUUGAGGAGGAAUUGAAUAGGUUAAGGAGGGCGGAACUUCCCGAAGAAAUUCCAUUGAAAAAAUCCCCUCCAACAGAAAAGGAUUUCAAAAAAGCAUUUGGAGUUAUAGGUGCAGGGAAACCUGCAACUAGAGAAAUUACUGAAAAUAAAAGUAAAAAAACACAAACAGUUAAAGAAGAAAUAGUUACAGAGUGA
Ambispora leptoticha is the source of this 384-nucleotide messenger RNA. The record is from the annotation of a GenBank genome assembly. Lineage: Eukaryota; Fungi; Glomeromycota; Glomeromycetes; Archaeosporales; Ambisporaceae.